Chlamydomonas reinhardtii is the source of this 920-nucleotide messenger RNA. RefSeq lists its product as uncharacterized. The transcript has 2 exons. Gene Ontology annotation, cellular component: nucleosome. The record is from RefSeq and is a predicted model, not a curated record. Gene Ontology annotation, biological process: nucleosome assembly. Bases 30 to 491 code for a protein of 153 amino acids. Gene Ontology annotation, molecular function: protein heterodimerization activity; DNA binding; structural constituent of chromatin. NCBI's taxonomy places the organism in Eukaryota, Viridiplantae, Chlorophyta, Chlorophyceae, Chlamydomonadales, Chlamydomonadaceae.
GUUUCUUUCCGCAUUAACAAUCUAUCAACAUGGCCCCCAAGAAGGACGAGAAGCCCGCGACCGCCGAGGCUGGCGCCGAGGCCCCUGCCAAGGCUGAGGCCAAGCCCAAGGCCGAGAAGGCCGCAAAGAAGGCCAAGAAGGAGCCCUCCAAGAAGGCUGCCAAGGAGCCCAAGGGUGAUGGCGAGAAGAAGGACAAGAAGAAGAAGAAGAGCGCCGUGGAGACCUACAAGCUGUACAUCUACAAGGUGCUCAAGCAGGUGCACCCCGACACCGGCAUCAGCAGCAAGGCCAUGUCCAUCAUGAACAGCUUCAUCAACGACAUCUUUGAGAAGGUGGCCACCGAGGCCUCCAAGCUGAGCCGCUACAACAAGAAGCCCACCGUGACCUCCCGCGAGAUCCAGACCGCCGUGCGUCUGGUCCUGCCCGGCGAGCUGGCCAAGCACGCGGUGUCGGAGGGCACCAAGGCCGUGACCAAGUUCACCUCGGGCUAAAAGCUCUCAGAUGCUGGACCGUGUCUUCUACCGUCGUUACAACAAACUCGGUGUUUUUCAACACCACCUUGACGUGGGACUGGGGCUUGGGCAUGGGGGCGGGGAACCCUAACUGGCAAGAGUGCGGUGGGCGAGGAACCAGUGUAGAUUACGCUACCGGUGUUCAAUGCGAGUCCAUGGGGGCGUGUUUGGUGCUUUGAGUGUGGGCAAACUGGAAAGGUAGGACUGGAACAACACCGAACCAGCGGUUGGUUACGCCGGCUAAGGACAUUGUGCACCGGUACACGACAAUGGGCGAACAGCAUAAAUGACGAGGGGAGUUGCUUGGCUGUCGGAGACAGGUGUGCAGCUACUGCGUGCACCCGCCUCUCGUCGCAGUCCACGGCACUGGUCGCAGUCCACGGCACUGGCUUGUAAAUCGCGUCAGAG